This is a messenger RNA of Neltuma alba, 2585 nucleotides long. RefSeq lists its product as uncharacterized. Bases 773 to 2089 code for a protein of 438 amino acids. The transcript is spliced from 4 exons. NCBI's taxonomy places the organism in Eukaryota, Viridiplantae, Streptophyta, Magnoliopsida, Fabales, Fabaceae. The record is from RefSeq and is a predicted model, not a curated record.
UUCCUCCUAAUUUUGGCCUGUUUGUUGUUCUAGAUUUAUACUCACUCUCAGUUCAUCUAUGAGUAUCAGAUUUCAUCAUUUUCUCGGCGCUUAUCUUCAUUUUUCACGGAUUUUUUUAGUUGAUGCUGUUGAAGUCCUGCGAUUUGUUUGUUAGAUUAUUUGCGGUUGGUGCCAUCACUGAUUAUGAGAGUAGAAUAAGAUUAUGGGGUGUGUUUCUGUUUCUGUAGAAGUCACACUAUUGAACUGUUUGUGUUAAUUUUGCUGGCGGCCUUCUUUUUGACUUAAGAUUGCUGUUGCAAUUGUGAUUACUUGUAUUCAUUUUUUUUUUGUUUGCAAGAAAAAUUCUUGAAACCUAAAAUCAUAUGGAUUUCGAUGAAUUAUCUCUGCAGUAGAUUGUCCUCAGUCUCUCCCCAUUUUCCAUGCUCUUCUGAUUUUGAGCUCCUUUUUUGGAGUCUAUAUCUUGAGAUUUUCUUUCUAACUCUUUUGGAUGCUGUAAUCUGCAAUGGCCUCUGAGUUGAGUGAAGUGUAUGUCAAAGAAACAACGGAUUUCAGUUGUAUGAUAGAGAUGUCAAAAUCUUUAUGAACUUGUUUAUUUUUUCCGAGUGUACUUACAAGUGUUACUUCGUUGAUAAUCUCAACUGAUGAUAUACCCUUUUCACUAACAUUGCAGGCGAACAACUGUAUUGACCGGUUAAUGGUGCAUAUUUGUAAUUGAAGAUGUAAUUGAUGGUUGUGUUAAUAUAACGAGCCAGAAACUGUUGUGUAUUCAAGGAUGGGUGCUUCUUGUUGUGUGGCUGCCAGAGAUAAAACCAUACAAAGUGGAUCAGCUAAUGAAAUUUUGCAUAGGAACAUCCGCUACUCUCCAACAUGGAGCUUUCGCUGGGAUCAUCGAGGGCGUGUAGCUGGUGAAGAUACUUCUAUAAAUUGGUUUUCUGAUGGUAUUAGCCGGAAUGAGGGAUCAGAAAAUAAGAAUGAAUCAACAUAUGCAUCAGAGGAUGGGAGCCCUUCACAGAAUUAUCAGAGGCAUAGAUGGCAGAAAUCACCAAUUUCUGAAGGAACUCCUGGACAGGCGAGGACAUCAACUUCAGAACAAUUUGUUUCAAGUAAUGCCUCCAUGGACGUCAACGUGGAUCAGGUGAGGGGGUUGGCUGAAUCACCAAUGGUAUCAUGCCCAUCUCCUGCAAAACCAUCACUUUCGUUGCCUUCAACUUCACUGUCAGCAUCUCCCUUGUCAUCUCGAAGUCACCUGCCUCCGUCCACUUCAACCCCUGUAAGGUGGCCAUGCCGUUCCCCAGGACACCAGCUACCUUGGCAAGGUUCUGAUAGCCAAAUGCCAGGGUUUAAGUCACCAAGCAGCUUCUCUAUGUCUGAAGAAAGACCAGCAUUUCCUUCAUGGAGCAAUGAAUCAGGUAGGUGCUCCCGUGGUGGAUCUUCCGAUGGUUGGUCUAUACCUGGAUUUUCUGACCUGAUGGGCACUUCCCAUAGAGAAAGAUGGUCAUUUGAUAGUGAGUCCUUUGGUUGUAAUCGUGAAAGGUUGGUUAGAUCCAGUAGCCAGACUGUAACUUCACCUGUUGAUUUGCAAGCAUGUGGUGUAUGCUCAAAGCUUUUAUCUGAGAAGUCUUCUUGGAGCACCCAGAAGAUAAUUGCGAGUAAUGACCUUUCAAUAGUUGCGGUCCUUAUGUGCGGACAUGUUUAUCAUGCUGAAUGUUUGGAAAGUAUGACACCCGAGAUUAACAAGUAUGACCCGGCUUGCCCAAUUUGCACUUUUGGUGAGCAUCAAACUCUUAAGCUGUCAGAAAAAGCUUUGAAAGCUGAAAUGGAUUUGAAGGCUAGAAACAAGAAAUCAAGGAGCCGGGUUGUUGAUAGGGAUGUUGACGAUGAUUCUGUUGUGUUCGAUCAUUUUAGAGGGAGAGGGUGCCAGGGUAAAGGUCCCGGGAUGGAAUCCAGUUCCAGUGGGAGAAGCUCUUUUGGGAAGCCCUUUUUAAGGCGACACUUUUCAUUUGGCUCGAAGGGUUCUUCCAGAACCUUGUUAGAUAAUCAUCCUACAAGAAAGAAAGGCUUCUUUUGGGCAAGAUCUAGCAAGGAAUAAGCUGUUUGUUGGCUGUUAAGAUAUUCCACCCGUCGAUCUUCUCUGCAACCUCAGGAUUGUGAAAGGGCAAGAUGUAAUUCAUCAAUCUCUGAUUUUUGAGCAUCUUCAUAUACCGAUCUAUGAUUUCAACUGGAGUGGCUGAAGUUAAUUUGUAAAGAAGAAAUGUGGAAAGCAUACAGAAGGAUUCGAUGAAUAUAAUGAAGUUAGUGUUUUGGGAUCAGGGGUCUUUUUUUCAUUGUGUACAGAUUAAUUUGUUUAUUGCAUGGAUAUAAUGCAUAUAUCCAGAUGAUAUUUUGUUGUCUAUGGGUCUUCUGAAUGCUGAAACUGUAUGCCAUUUGCCUUUUGGGAGUUGCUGGGCAGUGUUAGGCAAUACCAAUUAUUUUGAUUGACUUAAAAGUUGGGUGCUUAGUGAAAGAACAGUUUCAGGGUACACUUACACACAAUUAGGGCUUUUAUUGUUAACAGAAUAAGAGUAUAUUCAGAUUACAUUGGAAAA